UGGCGGAGGCGGCAGCAACGGUCACGGCACCUUGCAUGUGGCUGGGAAGGGAUUGCGGUCCCAAAGGUUUUUCCACCCAGAUUUUCCCACCCCGCAUCCUCCUUACAUACGCCCUCUCCUUGUCCUUUUGCUGGAACGCCCACGGGUGGACCGACAGGCGACAUCGCGGUCUGAGAUGAGGCUGUGACAGGUCUGAAAACACAAUGGCAGGAAAUAGCCUUGUUCUACCCAUCGUUCUUUGGGGUCGCAAAGCACCAACGCAUUGCAUUUCAACAGUACUUUUAACAGACGAUGGGGCCACAAUCGUAACAGGAUGCCAUGAUGGACAAAUAUGUCUCUGGGAUCUUUCAGUAGAAUUGGAAAUUAAUCCCCGAGCACUGUUGUUUGGUCAUACAGCUUCAAUCACUUGUUUGUCUAAAGCUUGUGCUUCCAGUGACAAACAGUAUAUUGUGAGUGCAUCUGAGAGUGGAGAGAUGUGUCUUUGGGAUGUGAAUGAUGGCAGAUGUAUUGAGUUUACAAAAUUAGCCUGCACACAUACUGGCAUACAGUUCUACCAGUUCUCUGUUGGAAAUCAGCGAGAAGGGAGGCUUUUAUGCCAUGGACAUUACCCUGAAAUCCUCGUUGUGGAUGCCACCAGCCUUGAGGUGCUAUACUCCUUAGUAUCAAAGAUAUCUCCAGACUGGAUUAGCUCCAUGAGUAUUAUUCGAUCCCACCGAACACAAGAGGACACCGUGGUGGCACUCUCAGUGACAGGCAUCCUGAAAGUGUGGAUUGUUACCUCUGAAACGAGUGGGAUGCAGGAUACUGAGCCAAUAUUUGAGGAGGAAUCCAAACCAAUCUAUUGUCAGAAUUGCCAAAGCAUCUCUUUUUGUGCAUUCACACAAAGGUCACUUUUAGUUGUGUGCUCCAAAUACUGGAGGGUAUUUGAUGCUGGAGACUAUUCGCUAUUGUGUUCAGGUCCUAGUGAAAAUGGGCAGACAUGGACUGGAGGUGACUUUGUAUCAGCAGAUAAAGUAAUCAUUUGGACUGAAAAUGGGCAAAGUUAUAUUUACAAACUGCCUGCCAGUUGCCUUCCAGCUAGUGAUUCAUUCCGCAGUGAUGUGGGGAAAGCAGUUGAAUAUUUAAUUCCUCCUGUACAACAUAGCCUCCUGGAUCGAACAGAUAAAGAGUUGCUAAUUUGUCCUCCUGUUACUCGGUUCUUCUAUGGCUAUAGGGAAUACGUCCAUAAACUAUUAAUUCAGGGUGAUUCUUCUGGACGAUUGAAUAUUUGGUACAUAUCAGACACACUUGAUAAACAAGAAGGGCUGGAAAUGACAACUUCUAUUAGUUUGCAAGAGGCAUUCGAUAAACUAAGUCCUUGCCCAGCUGGAAUUAUAGAUCAGCUGAGUGUAAUUCCCAAUAGUCGUGAACCUCUUAAAGUAACCGCAAGUGUGUACAUACCAGCACAUGGACGACUUGUUUGUGGCCGUGAAGAUGGAAGCAUAAUUAUUGUACCUGCCACCCAGACGGCCAUAGUACAGCUGCUGCAAGGGGAACACAUGCUCAGAAGAGGUUGGCCACCUCACAGAACACUUCGUGGUCAUCGGAACAAGGUUACAUGUUUGCUGUAUCCUCAUCAGGUCUCAGCACGUUAUGAUCAAAGAUACCUGAUAUCGGGAGGUGUGGAUUUUUCUGUCAUAAUUUGGGACAUAUUUUCUGGAGAAAUGAAACAUAUCUUCUGUGUGCAUGGUGGCGAGAUUACUCAACUUCUAGUUCCACCUGAAAACUGUAGUGCGAGAGUGCAGCACUGCAUCUGCUCUGUAGCCAGUGACCAUUCAGUAGGACUUCUAAGUUUGAGGGAGAAAAAAUGCAUUAUGCUGGCAUCUCGUCACCUUUUCCCUAUUCAAGUAAUCAAGUGGAGGCCUUCUGACGACUACCUAGUGGUGGGAUGUUCUGAUGGCUCUGUGUAUGUCUGGCAAAUGGAUACUGGUGCAUUGGAUCGUUGUGUAAUGGGGAUAACAGCAGUAGAGAUACUGAAUGCUUGUGAUGAAGCAGUUCCUGCUGCAGUUGAUUCACUUAGUCAUCCAGCAGUCAACCUAAAACAAGCUAUGACAAGACGUAGUCUUGCUGCUCUUAAAAAUAUGGCCCAUCAUAAGCUACAAACCCUUGCAACUAACCUCUUGGCUUCUGAGGCAUCUGACAAAGGGAAUUUACCUAAAUAUUCUCAUAACUCCCUGAUGGUUCAAGCAAUAAAGACAAACCUAACAGACCCGGACAUACAUGUGCUUUUCUUUGAUGUGGAAGCCUUGAUUAUUCAACUCCUGACUGAAGAAGUCUCUAGGCCGAAUACUGCGCUUAUUUCCCCAGAGAAUUUGCAAAAAGCAUCUAGCAGUUCAGACAAAGGGGGCUCUUUUCUAACUGGAAAACGAGCAGCAGUUCUCUUCCAACAAGUGAAAGAAACUAUCAAAGAGAACAUAAAGGAGCAUCUCCUUGAUGAUGAAGAGGAGGAUGAGGAGAUAAUGAGGCAGAGAAGGGAAGAAAGUGAUCCCGAAUAUCGGGCCAGCAAAUCCAAGCCACUGACUCUAUUAGAAUAUAAUUUAACUAUGGACACUGCAAAAUUGUUCAUGUCCUGCCUUCAUGCCUGGGGUUUGAAUGAAGUUCUGGAUGAAGUUUGUCUUGAUCGCCUUGGAAUGCUGAAACCUCAUUGCACAGUUUCAUUUGGUCUCUUAUCGAGAGGAGGUCAUAUGUCACUGAUGCUUCCUGGUUAUAAUCAGGCUGCUUGUAAACUGUCACAUGGGAAAGCAGAAGUAGGAAAGAAGCUGCCAGCUACUGAGGGAGUUGGAAAGGGAACUUACGGCGUGUCCCGAGCUGUCACCACACAGCAUCUCCUGUCUAUCAUAUCUUUGGCAAAUACCUUAAUGAGCAUGACCAAUGCGACUUUUAUUGGUGAUCAUAUGAAAAAGGGCUCUGCCAGGCCACCUAGACCAAGCACUCCAGAGCUUGCUAAGGCAAGGAGUUCCCCUCCAACUUCCAGUAAUAUUGUGCAAGGACAGAUAAAACAAGUUGCUGCACCUGUCGUUUCCUCUCGGUCUGAUGCUGAUCACUCUGGCUCUGACCCUGCUUCUACUCCUGCUUUACAUACCUGUUUCUUAGUAAAUGAAGGAUGGAGUCAGUUGGCUGCUAUGCACUGUGUUAUGCUGCCAGACCUGCUGGGAUUAGACAAAUUUAGGCCACCACUUCUAGAGAUGCUGGCUCGGAGAUGGCAAGAUCGAUGUUUGGAGGUAAGAGAAGCUGCACAGGCCCUGCUUCUAGCAGAGCUGAGAAGAAUUGAGCAGGCAGGACGGAAGGAGGCCAUCGAUGCCUGGGCUCCCUAUUUACCUCAGUACAUGGACCACGUCAUAUCACCUGGAGUCGCAGCAGAAGCCAUGCAGACCAUCACUACUGCUCCCGAAGCCUCAGGGACAGAAGCUAAAGUCCAGGAGGAAGAGCAUGACCUUGUCGAUGAUGACAUCACAACUGGUUGCCUGGCAAGUGUCCCACAAAUGAAAAAAAUUUCCACAUCUUAUGAGGAAAGACGGAAGCAAGCUACCGCUAUUGUUUUACUGGGAGUGAUAGGAGCUGAAUUUGGUGCUGAAAUUGAACCUCCUAAACUGUUGACCAGACCUCGAAGCUCUAGUCAGAUUCCUGAAGGAUUUGGUUUGACUAGUGGUGGAUCCAACUACUCACUGGCCAGACAUACUUGCAAGGCAUUGACAUUUCUUCUGCUACAGCCACCGAGUCCCAAACUUCCUCCACACAGCACUAUCCGCAGAACAGCUAUUGAUCUGAUUGGGCGAGGUUUCACAGUUUGGGAGCCUUACAUGGAUGUGUCUGCUGUUCUGAUGGGGCUUCUCGAACUUUGUGCUGAUGCUGAGAAACAGCUUGCCAACAUCACAAUGGGGCUGCCCCUAAGCCCUGCCGCUGACUCCGCCCGCUCAGCAAGGCAUGCCCUCUCCCUCAUUGCCACUGCCAGACCGCCCGCCUUCAUCACUACCAUCGCGAAAGAGGUUCAUAGACACACUGCCCUUGCAGCAAAUACCCAGUCACAGCAGAACAUGCACACGACAGCACUUGCACGAGCUAAAGGAGAAAUUCUGAGAGUCAUAGAAAUUCUUAUUGAAAAGAUGCCCACAGAUGUUGUGGAUCUUCUUGUGGAGGUUAUGGACAUCAUUAUGUACUGCCUUGAAGGAUCCUUAGUUAAAAAGAAAGGUCUUCAAGAAUGUUUCCCAGCCAUCUGCAGAUUCUACAUGGUCAGCUAUUAUGAACGGAAUCACAGAAUAGCAGUUGGAGCUCGCCAUGGUUCAGUAGCCCUGUACGACAUCCGGACUGGAAAAUGUCAGACAAUCCAUGGGCACAAGGGACCAAUCACUGCAGUGGCCUUUGCUCCUGAUGGACGGUAUCUUGCCACCUAUUCAAACACCGACAGCCACAUUUCUUUCUGGCAGAUGAACACCUCACUCUUGGGAAGCAUCGGCAUGCUGAAUUCCGCCCCUCAGCUGCGCUGCAUUAAAACCUACCAGGUGCCCCCGGUGCAGCCCGCCUCCCCCGGCUCCCACAACGCCCUCAGGCUGGCCCGGCUCAUCUGGACUUCCAACCGCAACGUCAUCCUGAUGGCCCACGACGGGAAGGAGCACCGCUUCAUGGUGUAACGCCAGCGGCUGCGGCUGUGACUGCCUUUUAGUUGUUUAAAUUCUCUAAGCUGAUAUCCCUCUGCCCUGACUCACACCGGACCACUCCGCAGUGCCUGCCCACACCAGUGUCGUCCCGGGGCUCGGCCGGGCCGCCCCCUCCCGCCUGCUCCCCGGGGCAGGCGCCUGCUCGCGCCCCGAUGGCAUCCGCGGCAUGCACCCCCCGCUCCGCAGACCGCGGCCAUUCUCGCCCUCGGCGGCUCUUCCCUGCCCGGCGGGGAGGGGCGAGGCGGCGGCUCCCGGCCCCACUUGUUGCUUGGUGCAGCCGCGGCCCCAAAAUCAAUCAACACUGUGAUUGCGCUCCCAGGCCAGGUCAGCAUUUUCAGGGAUACAGACCCCACCGCUGAAGUGCUGCUUGAAUCUGGGCGUUGUGACAUUGGGGUUUCGAGGUAAUGUGGCAGUCCUAAUUAUUGAAAUCAUUUUCCUUUGGGUUUCCAAAAACAUACCGUUUACCAAAAAGAUUCUGUGUUUACAUGUUUUUUCUUCCAGCAAUUGGUAGAAAAUUACUCAAUCCAGUUUCCGAAGGUUUAGCCACUACCUUCUUUAUUAAUGCCUGAUUUGAGAUUAAUAAGAAAGUAUUCAAAGAAAGAUAUUUUCUUGUAGAGAAUACAGUUUCCCAAUCACCUACCCUUCUAAAGUGGUCAUAUCCUGCUUGACUGAUAGUGUAUUUAGUAGUUUAAAAUAAAAAUCAUCACAACUUAUGAUCUAGAGAACAUAAUUAUCCAAUCAGUAUAACUAAUCUCUUAAAGGGGCUUUUAUGAUCAAGAACCACGUUUGGAAGCAUAGCAUAGACCUGAAAAGAACACUCUAGUGUCUAUUGCUGCUGAUCUUCUUGUGGAAGAAAGAGCUUACUCUCAACCUCCAGAAACUACAAAUCUGCAAUUCCCAUAUGUGUGACAUAUGUUGGUUAUCAUGUAAUAAUUACUAUUCAGCCUUCCAACUACUACCGAUCCAUUAAAAGAAAACUCAGAAGCCAUUUCUUUUAAACACGUAUCCAAGAAAAUUAGUAAAUAUGGCACAAGCAUUCAAAAAAUAUAUAUAAAAUAUAAGGGUGCUCGAUCAAUUUAUUUGAGCAGAUGUUGCAAUGAAGGUCUUCAUCAUGCUUCAAAGUAAGCUUUAACUUGGUCACUUUUUUCUCCUUGUGUCAAAUGAUGCUGGUUCUUGCUCAUAGUUAUGGGGGAAAACACACAAUAUUUUGUGUGAAUUGUUCCUGACAGACCUCAAUCUGUAUAUAGCUGGGGGAUUUUGUUGUUUGGUUGUUGCUGACUGGUUGGUUAAUUGGGCAAAAUGCUUUAUUAAAUUUGAAAAUAGAAAAAUGGUUUAGUAAAUUCAGAGAAAAUAUGCAAAGUUUGCAAAGGAACCAAAAUGAUAAUGGAGCAUUUAAUUUAAAAAGCAUAGAAUGUCAGAUUAUAUAUUAUAUACAAAAAAGUAGGAUCACAGUCCAGGAACAAAAUAUCUGUUUUAUUGAAGCAGAAUUUUAAAGAACAUAUUAAGAAAUUAAGACCAUUAGAACGUAUCUUUCAUAUUGAUGUGAAGUGUGUUCUUUCCAUUGGUGGCAAAUCCGUACUAUUCCUUGGUUUUAGACUGUGGGUGUUCUUUCAAAAGUGAAUUUAUGCCACAUGCAUGUACAUUGUAUUUAUAAAGAUUAUAUAUGUAGUUUCCAAGGGAAAAGCAAAGAACUCCACAGUGUAAACUUGGUUUGGCGAACAUGCUGUCAUGUUGGGUAUGGAUAGACAAACGUGAGGUAGACCAGAAGGUGUACUUCAUUUCUCCAGUGGGUUCCCUGAGUCUUCUCUAUAACCCAGCACGUGUUUACUUUAUGAAGUAAGUGGGAAUUAAUUUAUUCUAGACUACAAAGCUAUUGUGGAAUGAUGAGGUAGAAGUGUACCUUAUAGACUUUUUUUUAAAGAAAACAUCCAAUGCAUCAGGAAAAACGAGAGGGACAGGGAGGCAGGCCACCACAAAUGGACAUACAGCACACCCCGUGGAGAUUUAGAACAAAACUGUGAGGGCCAGAGGAGCAGAAUACUCAGACAGUGGAUGUGGGCCAGCCUUUCACACAUUCUGUCUGCCAAGCAGUCAAGGUUAUUGGCCAGUAGAACAUUAUGGUGGUAAAACUCUCUGGGGAGAUGACAGUUGAUAAUUAGAUGGCCCACUCUCACUGCUGAACUAAUAUUUGCAUUCUUGUUAACAUACAUCUCUCCUUGGCUGUUUUGAUAACCACGGUCCCAAACUUAUCACAGCUUAGAUUUCUCAGCACUGAGGUAAACUUUGUAUCGUCAUCCCAGUGUAUGCUUUUAGUGUUUUAUUGAUUUUGUUGGCACUGUUUUUGGACUCGUCCUUGUAAAUGUAGAGACAUAUGUGGCUUCAUUGGUAAUUUACAAGCAAAAGAUGACAUGACAAGACACCUGUAUGAAAACAUAAUGAUUGAAGUCACUGUGUACAGCGAGUGAAUUAAAAUGUCUGCCUCUCAAGGCAUUUCUUGAUGAUUCCACUUAAUAGGUUCUAUAUGUAUUAAAUGUUCCUAUGUACAUAUGUAUGUUAAAUAAAACGGAAUUGUACUGAA
Choloepus didactylus (southern two-toed sloth) is the source of this 7272-nucleotide messenger RNA. RefSeq names its product WD repeat domain 7 (gene WDR7). Gene Ontology annotation, cellular component: cytoplasm. The record is from RefSeq and is a predicted model, not a curated record. The transcript is spliced from 28 exons. Gene Ontology annotation, molecular function: protein binding. Bases 204 to 4667 code for a protein of 1487 amino acids. Lineage: Eukaryota; Metazoa; Chordata; Mammalia; Pilosa; Megalonychidae.